GCCAGCCUGUUGCACCGUCCGUGUGCAUGGCACUGCAGUUGCAUUAAGUUACCCGUUCUAGUCUCACCGGACACCGCCGCUACUCGCGAGACGACGCGGACACGCGCUCUCUUCCAAUCAUGAUAAUAUAAUAAUAUUGUAGACGAAAAACAUUUUUUCAUCACUUCAUUUCAUUUAAUUUUAAUUAUUUUUUUUUUUUUUUUGAUUUCGUACGAUCGAUUUAAAUCGCACACACCGCACAGCAGUACUCUUCGUGUACAUUAUAUAUUAUGAUGGAUAUUAUCACGUAAUACGUACGAGUAUAUCGUUGUAUAUUAUUGUACGCGUAUAAUGUCGUCAUGCAUCACGCCACGCGCACGUAGUACAUGCAAUUUUUAAAUUUGAACCAUUGCUGACCUCGUGGACAUCGUCACUGUAUUAUAAUAUCGCACCGCCGUCGUUUAUCGAGAGCGACGACGCGCGUACCGUUUAACCGGCAGUUGAAGCGAAAGGUCUGCGGAUAAUAUCAUUUCAUUAUUGUCGGCAUUAAUAUAUUUUAGUUUGUCGCGAUACGACGACGACGUCCGCCGAGUGAUCGUACUAUUAUUAUUGUCGCUGCGCUCGGUCGCCGUCUACGUGGCGCGGUCCCGGAAAGGAACACCGAGCGAGCACUGGGCCGCGUUGCUCGCGUACAGCCGGCGCCGGACGUACUGAUCGUCGGUCGAGGCGCGCGCGGUACGCCGGGCCGCUAGUGGGGACUUGCCGCACGGGAAAUCACGUGGCUCGCUGCCGGCGGAACACGUUUGUGCACAAAUAUCGCGGUGCGUGCGCGAGUACGUUCCGCGUUUUCGCCAUCAUCGGUCCGAGCGACAUCCGAUCGGCGGCGGCGGCGGCUGUAUGCGACUAUGGUGAUUGUAGCGCUGCAGCUGUGUCGCACAUGAACGCGACGACCACGUCCGGCCGGAAGCGCACUCGUGCCGCGACCGACCGCGCUGACGCUGACAGAAAUACCCGCGAAACGGACAGAAAUUACAUACGCCCACGUGUUUCAGAUCCUUACCCCGAAAUGCCAGCCAGCAGACAUCAUCAUCACCACCAUCAUCAACAGCAGCAACAGCAGCAGCAGCAGCAACACGUUCAGGUGGUCACUUCCACGGCGGCGGUGGUGCAGGCGGCGCAGCAGUCCGUCAAGGAGAAGCAACGGUUGUGCACCAACUGCAAGAACCACGGGCUCCGCAAGGUGUGGAAGAAGCACAAGCGGUACUGCAAGUACCGGGACUGCCCUUGUCCCAAGUGUAUGAAGACGGCGGCGACGCGCAAGAACUGCGCCGAGCAGACCGCCAAGCGACGGGCCCGGCAGGAGGACGAGCAGCGCGAACAGGAACUCCAGCUGAACCCGUCCAACUUCAUGGACGAGCGUCCCGUGCCGUAUCAGCCGGACGCCACCACGCCCCAGUCCUGCAGCAGACGGAACAUGAGCGAGUCCUCGCAGGUAGCUCGGUCGUCCACGCCCAAGGGGACGAUGUCUCCCAGGACGUCCGAUUUCGACGACAACAGUUCGUCCAUAGACAUCGUCAACGGCCGCGACGGCGUUCUCGGCGAAUGCAUAAUCGUGGACAGCAGGGACGACACCGUUGACGAUCGCGGUAGUCAUCUGGCCGACGACGUAGACAAAAAAGACAUCGACGCAGAUUCCAGACCCAGGAUUAUGAGUAACCAAAUCGAACACGUCAAGUCUAUACUGAAGGAGUUGGUUGGUCGCACCAAAGAUUUUCAAAACUUAAAUGCAUUCCGUCUGUUCGUAUUGCAACACAACACGUACGACGUGGACAAAGCGACCAUGUUAAUUAAACGAGCGCACGAGGAGUUGAAGUUCUUGGACAUGAUAACGGAGAAGAGCGAAGCGAAUGUCGCUGCCGCGAUGCCAUCCGCCGAAUCGAAGACGGUCGUUCUCUUGACCACACAUCAGCAACAGGCGCACCACGGCCGGCAGUCCAUCAACCGGCCACCGACUUCGACGCUCAUCGGGCACCAGCACCACCACCAUCACCAGGUGCCACCACCGCCGCCACCGCCACCGUCACACCACCAGCCUGUGCAGCAGCUUAACCAACAGUCACCGCUGCACCACACACGGUCCAGUAGCAGCCUGUCCGUGGCCACCGACUACCGCGGCGCCGUCGAACCGCCGACCACGCCAUCGAUAAACCCUUUGGAGCCCGGCGGCAGCGGCGGUGGACGGCGGGUGGCCGUCAACGGAAAUGUAAUAUGCGGCGGUGUACUGGCUCAUCAGCCGCACGCAGCCGUCUGUUACCCGCGACCCAUGUACCCAUUUCCGUUGCCACUACCUAGCCCCGGCACCCUGUGGCACCAUGCGCAGCCCCAUUUCUCCACGCCUGGUUUUCCACCAUUCAUCGAGAACGAGAGGUCCAGACACUGUUGGUUACCGAUGUUCAAUCAGGAAAUGCAACCGGAACCGGUGAACUUGCAGAAUAACAACCACCAUCAACGUCGACCGGAACCAAGUCGGGCGCUGGAGAUCGCGGGCAGGCUGCAGCAAGAGCGUGCGGCGCAAAACCGACCGGCACCCGCGAACCCCCCGGCACAAGACGACCGGGAACAGACUAGACACCACGCCUAACCGAGACGAGCGCAGUCAUAGUAUACAAUAUUAUUAUACUAUAUGAUACUAUAUUAUAAGUUCCAUUCUGCGAUAUCGUCAUGAACCCGUUUAUACGAAUCGUUUACAACAAUACCUAAAUAAUAAUAACAAUAACCAUCAUUGGAUGACGAUCGGCGACGGCUGUAUAGUAAUAAAAAGCGAUAGGUAUUAAUACUUUCGUGGUUUUGUAUAUGUGCAGAUGAAGGAGACACAUAACUACAGGCGAAACGCGAUCGUCCAAUUUUUUUCAAAAUUUGUAUAAAAAAGAAA
This is a messenger RNA of Rhopalosiphum padi (bird cherry-oat aphid), 2911 nucleotides long. Its product is annotated as doublesex- and mab-3-related transcription factor A2-like. Gene Ontology annotation, biological process: regulation of DNA-templated transcription. The transcript has 4 exons. Lineage: Eukaryota; Metazoa; Arthropoda; Insecta; Hemiptera; Aphididae. Gene Ontology annotation, molecular function: sequence-specific DNA binding. Bases 917 to 2620 code for a protein of 567 amino acids. The record is from RefSeq and is a predicted model, not a curated record.